Pneumocystis jirovecii RU7 is the source of this 2355-nucleotide messenger RNA. RefSeq names its product DNA repair helicase rad15. Bases 1 to 2355 code for a protein of 784 amino acids. Gene Ontology annotation, biological process: positive regulation of mitotic recombination; transcription by RNA polymerase II; nucleotide-excision repair. Lineage: Eukaryota; Fungi; Ascomycota; Pneumocystomycetes; Pneumocystales; Pneumocystaceae. The transcript has 18 exons. The record is from RefSeq and is a predicted model, not a curated record. Gene Ontology annotation, cellular component: nucleus. Gene Ontology annotation, molecular function: hydrolase activity, acting on acid anhydrides, in phosphorus-containing anhydrides; DNA helicase activity; damaged DNA binding.
AUGAAAUUUUUUAUUGAUGAUCUUCCAGUGUUAUUUCCAUAUCCUAGAAUAUAUCCAGAACAAUAUGCUUAUAUGUGUCAUUUGAAAAAGACACUUGAUGCAGGGGGACAUUGUGUUUUAGAAAUGCCUUCUGGUACAGGGAAAACUGUUUCUUUGUUAUCAUUGAUUAUUUCCUAUCAAAAAUUUUAUUCAGAACAUAGAAAACUUGUAUACUGCUCUCGAACUAUGUCUGAAAUAGAAAAGAUUCUUGUAGAAUUAAAAAAUUUGAUUGAGUUUAGGAAAAAAAUUUCAGAAGAGAAUAGUAAAUUUAGAGCUCUUGGUUUAACUAGUAGAAAAAAUCUAUGUCUUCAUCCUUCAAUAAAACAUGAAAAAAAAGGAAAUAUUGUAGAUGCUAGAUGUCGUGGCUUAACAGCAAGUUUUGUCAGAGAAAAAAAAAAAGCUGGAGAAAAAGUUAAUCUUUGUCUUUAUUAUGAGAACUUGAAUUUUCUUGAUUUUUGCGACUUAAUACCUUAUGGUGUAUUUACUUUUACUGAUCUUAUAGAAUAUGGUGAAAAAAAUCAACAAUGUCCAUAUUUUAUUGCUCGUCGAAUGAUACCAUUUUGUAAUGUUGUUGUAUAUUCAUAUCAUUAUUUGUUGGAUCCAAAAAUUUCUGAAUUUAUUUCAAGAGAACUUUCAAAAGAUUGUAUUGUUGUAUUUGAUGAAGCUCAUAAUAUUGAUAAUGUUUGCAUUGAAUCUUUGAGUGUAGAUAUUACAGAAGAUUCUUUAAAAAGAGCAUCUCAUAGUAUUAAUAGUCUUGAAACAAAAAUUGCUAAUAUGAAAAAAAAUAAUGCAGAAAAAUUACAAAUGGAGUACAGAAAAUUGGUAGAAGGUCUUAGAGAAAUAGAAAAAAUAAAAGAAAAUGACAUUUUUAUUACAAAUUCAAUUUUAUCAGAUGAUUUACUUAAAGAAGCAAUUCCUGGAAAUAUAAGAAAAGCAGAACAUUUUGUAGCAUUUCUCAAAAGAUUUGUUGAAUAUAUGAAGACUCGAAUGAAAGUUCUACAUGUUAUUGCAGAAACGCCGCUGUCUUUUUUGCAACAUUUAAAGGAAUUAACAUAUAUUGAAAGUAAACCAUUGAGAUUUUGUGCUGAAAGACUUAAUUCACUUAUUCGUACAUUGGAACUUCCUGAUAUUGAAGAUUAUCAAUAUUUACAGGAAAUAACAGAUUUUGCAACUUUGGUAUCAACAUAUGAAAAAGGAUUUAUAAUUAUUCUUGAGCCAUUUGAAACGGAUACAGCUACAGUACCAAAUCCUGUUUUUCAUUUUACAUGUCUCGAUGCAUCAAUUGCUAUUAAACCAAUUUUUGCCAAAUUUAAAUCUGUUAUAAUAACAUCUGGUACAAUUUCGCCUUUAGAUAUGUAUCCAAAAAUACUUCAGUUUAAUGCAGUAAUUCAAGAAUCAUAUAAUAUAUCAUUGGCUAGAAAUUCUUUUCUUCCUAUGAUUAUUACAAGAGGAAGCAAUCAAGUAGCAAUAAGCUCGAAAUUUGAAGUACGAGAUGAUCCAAGUGUUGUUCGAAAUUAUGGUGAUAUAUUACUCGAGUUUUCAAAAAUUACACCAGAUGGUUUAGUAGCAUUUUUCCCAAGUUAUAUAUAUAUGGAAUCAAUUAUAAGUCAAUGGCAAAAUAUGGGAAUUUUAGAUGAAAUAUGGAAAUAUAAACUAAUUUUAGUUGAAACACCUGAUAGUCAAGAAACUGUUUUGGCCUUAAAAACGUAUAGAACUGCUUGUGAUAAUGGAAGAGGAGCAAUUUUAUUAUGUGUAGCUAGAGGAAAAAUUUCAGAAGGUAUUGAUUUUGAUCAUCAUUAUGGUCGUACUGUAAUUAUGUUUGGAAUUCCGUACCAAUAUACAAAAUCUAGAAUCUUAAAAGCCCGUCUUGAAUUUCUUCGGGAUAUGUAUCAUAUUAAAGAAAAUGAUUUUCUUACAUUUGAUGCUAUGCGACAUGCAGCUCAAUGCUUAGGAAGAGUUCUAAGAGGCAAAGAUGAUUAUGGAAUUAUGGUUUUAGCUGAUAGAAGAUUUUCAAGAACAGAUAAACGUAAUAAGUUGCCAAAAUGGAUUCAGCAAUAUAUUACUAGUGGUACUUCAAAUUUAAGUACUGAUAUGUCGAUAGCUUUUGCAGAGAAAUUUUUGAAAGCAAUGGCUCAACCGUUUAAUAUUAAAGACCAAGAAGGAAUUAGUUGGUGGGAUAUUGAGAAACUUCAUGAAUAUCAAAAAAAAGAAAAACAAACAGAAUCAAAAAACAAUGAAGAUUUGAUAGAUGCUAAUGAAAAUGAAUAUGAUGUUUCAGAUGAAAUACUUGAAAUUUCAGAUGAUAUAAAAUCUUAA